AGCAGCGGAACUUCUCCCCCUCCAGCCUCCCCGUCUCCCCGCUCCUCGCCACUCCGUCCUCCCCUCCCGGACUGCCUCCGAGCCCCCGGACCCCCAGGACUCUCCUACCCAUCAGCCCCUUUGACUCUCCUGACAUCUCCAUCCGUCUGAGCAGGAUUCCCCUGUUUUCCCUGGAGGGUCAUCUUGGACCUGUUCAUCCAACGAAAGCUCUACAUCCACCACUGGCGAUCGGAAGAAAUUCAAGCAUUCAGCUAAACCAUCUGAAGAACUCAAGUCUGCUUCACUCAGGUAGAGGCCACGCCUCCACAGUCCUCUGGAAGGUGGACAGCACAAGGUCACAUGACCUGGACCAGAAACCCCAGGAGAGUUUUGGGACCCCUGAAUGGGCUGGCUAUCAACCUGGGGAGAAGUGUAAAAGCUGAUGAACUGAUCCGUCCGGAACCACAAGUGGAUUCUCCCCUCCUCCACCUUCAGCUCCCUGCCUCCAUAUAUGAGAAGCCUCAGCUGGGAUCAUCUCUGGUGACUGGCUGGCUGUAGCCCCAUCACACCCCUCCCCUUCCUGAGGACCACACACACCUGUCACACCUCCCAGUACGACCAGGAUGGAGCCCACCAAAGUCCAGUCAGAGGGUGGGCUCAAUGUCACCCUUACCAUCCGCCUCCUCAUGCAUGGCAAAGAGGUUGGAAGCAUUAUUGGCAAGAAGGGGGAAACCGUGAAGAAGAUGCGAGAGGAGAGUGGUGCACGAAUCAACAUCUCUGAGGGCAACUGCCCUGAGAGGAUCGUCACCAUCACAGGCCCAACAGACGCCAUCUUUAAGGCCUUUGCCAUGAUUGCCUACAAGUUUGAAGAGGAUAUAAUCAAUUCCAUGAGCAACAGCCCUGCCCCCAGCAAGCCCCCGGUGACCCUGCGCCUGGUGGUGCCAGCCAGCCAGUGUGGCUCCCUCAUCGGGAAGGGAGGCUCCAAGAUCAAGGAGAUGAGAGAGUCCACAGGUGCUCAGGUCCAGGUGGCAGGAGACAUGCUGCCCAACUCGACAGAGCGUGCAGUGACAAUCUCUGGCACCCCAGAAGCCAUCAUCCAGUGUGUCAAGCAAAUAUGUGUGGUCAUGUUGGAGUCCCCACCUAAAGGUGCCACAAUCCCCUACCGCCCCAAGCCUGCCUCCACCCCUGUCAUCUUUUCAGGUGGCCAGGCCUACACGAUUCAGGGACAGUAUGCCAUCCCACACCCAGAUCAGUUGACCAAGCUCCACCAGUUGGCUAUGCAGCAAACCCCCUUUACCCCUCUCGGACAGACCACCCCCGCUUUCCCUGGUCUGGACGCCAGUCCCCCAGCCAGCACUCAUGAACUCACCAUUCCCAAUGAUCUAAUAGGCUGCAUAAUCGGGCGCCAGGGAACCAAGAUCAACGAGAUCCGACAAAUGUCUGGGGCGCAGAUCAAAAUUGCUAACGCCAUGGAGGGUUCGUCUGAGCGCCAGAUCACCAUUACAGGAACCCCUGCCAACAUCAGCCUGGCCCAGUACCUCAUCAACGCCAGGUUCAGGGACGUGGCAGCUAUGUGGAACGACCCGUCAUCUAUGACCACCUCCUGAAGUCCCCAAAUCUGUUCCCUUUAUCAGAAGCCAACAGCGACAACUGUGUGCUAAUAAACCCCCACAUACUGUGUACUCCAACAGAACAUUUUUUGCCCCAUAGCUAAUGUCCUUAGUUAUUGGCCAUUAGACUUUAGUAGUAGCCUGAUUCUUAAAGAGGCUAUUGCUAAUGCAAAGCUAACAAAAGUGUGUUUUUACUUUUGGUUAAUGUGCAGUAGUUUAGUAUAGUAUUGAGGCAUGCUGAUUGGAUAUAGUAGUUUCCUUGUCAGGAAAGUAAGAAAAUGUAUAAAAAAUGGAAAAUCAAAAGAAGAAAAAAAAGUGCAAGCACUGUAAUUACAUUUGAUUCCUGCGAGCAAUGCUGUUGGAAAUAAGUGAUGUGAUGCUGUUUUGAAGGGAAAAUGCUGUCAUGUGUGAGAGCAAAAUUAAAAAGCCUGUUCUAAAAUGUUAGCAGGUUUAGGAGCGUAGCCAUUCUGAAGGUAAACAUUAAGUUGACAACUUCUGUCAGUGUGUUUACCAGUACUUGCUGAGUGCUUUUGAUUGGUUUCAAUCAAAAUCAAUUGCUAAAUCCAUAUGCAUGGCAAAAGUAUAGGAUAACAACAUCAGAAGACCUUGAAGAUAUAAAUCUGCAAAGCUUUCACUGUUGUAUAAAAGUGUCUAAGCUUAUCAGAACGUCUCUUUGUUUUCUAUCUCUUCCCUCCAUCCUUCCUCCCCCCUUCCCCAAACUGUUCUAGGCUGACAGAGUUCACUGGAAUGGACGCGCUCUAAUUUCUACCCAUCAUCCUUCACUUGAUCACAUGACCCUUGAGCCAAUGACAUUGCACUUAGAUAUUUAAUUUCUCUCUGUAUGUAGUUCUCCUACCUUUUAAGUGAUUCAGGUUUAUAUUUUCUUGUGAAGAUGUGUCUUUGUAAAUCUCACUGUUAUCCGGAUUCUUUCUAACUGUUCAUGACGCUACAACGUUAAAAGGACUCCUAUUCUGACACUCUGGUACUGUCCAUAGCAUCACUUGUAACCGACAUUGCCAUGCAUUUCAUUUGUAUACAUGUAUUUAUAUUAAUCGUGAAAAAAGUGAGUUAUUACAGGCACCUAAGAGCCAUUUCUUGAACAAAUUUGUUGAAUGUUUUUUCCCCAACCUGUAGUGUUAGGCUGUUGAAACACAUUUUUGGUGAAAGGUAGGUGAGAGUGUGUGUGUGUGUGUCAUGUUUGCUCUCCAGUGUGUCUGGCAGGCUGACUGACAUCUGGGAUAAGGCUUGUAAUCCAUCUGACAUCUAUGCAUUUUGGAUUCACUUUCAACGACUGUGGUGGAACUGGCAGAAAUUCACUGGAAAAGUUCAGUGGUUAAGGAAUGCUGAUUUUCGCUGCUGAGUCUUUCUGCCCCACAUAGACCCUUGUCAACAACCUUCCAGAAAUCAUCUGUUUGUAUCCAAAUAUGCGGGGGGGGG
Messenger RNA from Hypomesus transpacificus, 3026 nucleotides. RefSeq names its product poly(rC)-binding protein 3-like. The coding region runs from base 603 to 1586 and encodes 327 amino acids. Gene Ontology annotation, cellular component: cytoplasm; nucleus. Gene Ontology annotation, biological process: regulation of RNA metabolic process; regulation of gene expression. Gene Ontology annotation, molecular function: mRNA binding. The transcript is spliced from 17 exons. The record is from RefSeq and is a predicted model, not a curated record. NCBI's taxonomy places the organism in Eukaryota, Metazoa, Chordata, Actinopteri, Osmeriformes, Osmeridae.